AUGCCUAAUGGUACCAUGAAACACAAUUUUCGAUGUCACCGUAAUCAACGUGUAUAUCUAGUCCUUGGUGAUUUCGAUCCGAAGCAACGUCUUUAUCCGAAUCCGCAAAGUGAUAAGCUCGACCCUGAUGCCAUUGAGGGAUCGUCACCAUAUCUUCACUGGAUGUAUUCCUCUUAUGUACCACCAGCUCCGCCUGCAGGUUCAGGGAUUCAUCGCUAUAUCUUUGCAGUGUAUGAGCAACCUCAGCUGUGGAAAACUACAGGCUCUUAUACUGUCAAGUCGAGGUGGUUCGGGCUCCUCGGCAACCGAGUGAGAAAAUACUGUGCGCUAUCAUUCUUGGGCUCAAUCCGGAGACAAGAUACAGUAGUAAACAAGGACACCGGUAAGACCAAAACUGGAGCUGCUGGGGCGCAUAGCGCCGAUUGGUCUUUUGAACCUGACGAAGGAGCUUUUCUAGGUACAAUGAACGGUGUUGUCGACGUCAACGGAAGAUCCGUCUGCCUGAACAUCACGGCAGCAGAACAGUAUCGCUUCGCUUGA
This is a messenger RNA of Zychaea mexicana, 540 nucleotides long. RefSeq lists its product as uncharacterized. The record is from RefSeq and is a predicted model, not a curated record. The coding region runs from base 1 to 540 and encodes 179 amino acids. NCBI's taxonomy places the organism in Eukaryota, Fungi, Mucoromycota, Mucoromycetes, Mucorales, Lichtheimiaceae. The transcript has 8 exons.